AUGACACUGGACGUAAAGAAUUUCCAUUCCACUGUUCAUAUCAGGCAGGUGAACAUGUCCAUGAUGGAGUAUGCUAGAUCCUUUGAACUUACCAUGAAAGAAUCAGUUAAGAGGGUGACACAAUGGGCCGCGUUUUAUCAUGAAAGUAGGAAGUCAUGGUACCCAAAACCAAAGGAGACAAUGCCAUUCUCUAAAGUCCCUUUGAUAAAGCCACUUCCUAUCGUUGAUAUGUUUAAAGCAAAUUGCGAUAUUAUGCGGAAUUGGGCGUCGGCGUAUGGAGCAGCAGUGCGACAGCGGACAGUGCGCCAAGAGACGACCAUGGCAAAGCAUGGGAUUCUCCCUGAGUUUAUAUGCCAAUCGUAG
Pocillopora meandrina is the source of this 363-nucleotide messenger RNA. The record is from the annotation of a GenBank genome assembly. NCBI's taxonomy places the organism in Eukaryota, Metazoa, Cnidaria, Anthozoa, Scleractinia, Pocilloporidae.